Messenger RNA from Phytophthora nicotianae INRA-310, 3114 nucleotides. RefSeq lists its product as hypothetical. The record is from RefSeq and is a predicted model, not a curated record. Bases 14 to 1603 code for a protein of 529 amino acids. NCBI's taxonomy places the organism in Eukaryota, Oomycota, Peronosporomycetes, Peronosporales, Peronosporaceae. Gene Ontology annotation, molecular function: RNA polymerase II CTD heptapeptide repeat phosphatase activity; RNA polymerase core enzyme binding. The transcript has 5 exons. Gene Ontology annotation, cellular component: nucleus; cytoplasm.
AUUCUUGCCAAUCAUGACAAGCGUCAAUGGUUCCAACGUCCAUGAGGCCUUUACGCUCAUGGCGACGUUGCUCGCGCCGCGCGUGCCCGUGCGGUACCUGGAGCUGAGCGGACAGCUGCUACAACGCAGACAGAUGGAGGAAGUCUUCGAAGAGCGCGCCGCCGCUAAACGCUGCGCCUUCCCAGCCUGCGAGAACCCACUACCCAAGUCUUCCGGUAAAUUCCGGGUCUCCUUGGCUCGCAAAGAGAUCUACGACGCUCAAUACGAGCGGCAGUUCUGCUCUGAGCUCUGUCUCAAGAAAGCUCGAGUAUUGCUCUCCAGACUGGUUCACAAGCCUCCACAACUGGUCCCUUCUUUAGUGGAAGUUUUCGGUACAGACAAGCCCAAUCCUUUGGACUACGAGGACAAUGUGAAGGCAGUGAAACAGGUCGAAACCCCAACAGCACACAAGCCAGAGCCACUGCCAAAAGCCAAGACAGUAUGGGCCAAGACGCAGGAUUUAGGAGUCGUAGAGAGGAAGCACUCGAUGUCCGUAGGCGCUCCACCAGCACUGGAAGCUUCGACCUCGAAAUUGAAGGAGAAUGUGUCCCCUGCAGCGCCAGACAGGAGUUUCCCGACAUCCGAGCAUGCCAGUCUUAUCGAGGGCUACGUGUUCCCAGCACACAAGCAGAAACUGGCCAAGAAAGUGGAGAAGCUGGUCAAGAACAGUCAGGACGCAGAAGACGAUGAAGACAUUGUAGUGAGCGACAGUGACGAGAGCGAUGCCGCUGCCAGUGACGUGUCAUCUGCAGGCAGCUUCGAGAUCUCUGAUUUUGAUGACGAAGAAGUGGUGACGCUGAAUGAUCUGCCGCUAUUUAGCCAUCUCUGGGGGUUGUUUUCGAGCUGGCUUACCCACGAGACGACUCUGGUGGUGACUGGACGUGCUAUACCUGCAAGAGAAGAGAAAGAAGACACAGACCCCCUCAUUGGAGGGCCAGAGAAGGCUGAAGCAGACGCUGCUCGACGUCGCGCGCGUCAGAUCCGAACUGAGCGAUGGAAUUCUCUCUCACUUAUGCUACGCCGCCCGUUGCCCCAAGUUGCACUCAAGUUGAAGCUCGCUAGCGAUCGCUUCGCCAACCACCGCAUCGAUACGAUCACCGAAACAUUUUCGCUACGUGACGCCAUCGACACGCGCAAUGCGCACCAGUGGACAUGCAUCGCGACAAUUUUAUUGCUAGUAGCGUACGAUAUCAAGCCGAGUGAUCUCUUAGAAGGCGGACGCAGCGCUCAAGUUAAAGCGUUGACUAAGCUGGAUGUGUCGGAGCUCCAGCAAUUACUCCAGUUAUUCUACGAGGUCCGCAAGGACAGCGAUGUUGCUGUUGACACGGAUAUAGCCCCGAUACCUGAGAGCGAGUCGAAGGUCAAUGAUGCAUCAAAGCAAACACCUGACAACAAAGCGGCGUUUUGUCGGAAAUGCCGUCGUGCGAAGACCAAGUGUGUUUGCAAAACGCGUGCCCAGAAUCCGAAGGAGGAAGAACUUUCAACUACCCAGUUGGAAGAAAUGCUACAGGAGGCGCUUGUUCUGCGCGAAGAGUACGACGAGUUACUGCAGCCGGACGAUUAAGCCAGUUAUGAGGUGAAUGGCAGGCUGGCAAGAUCAUCUAAUGGUUUUUUUAGAGGUCAACCCGAAGCUUUAGCUCACCUUUUCGUGUUCUGUUGUGGACAAGCUGUAGUUUUCUUACCCGUUGUUUCAUUGGGUCUAGCGCAGUGUCCAUAGGGAGCAUCGUCAAAGGUAAGUUGAUUUGAAUCACGCUUACUAAUGAUUAACAGGUACACACUCUAGUAUUUGACUGUAGGAACCUUCAAUUGGUUGUCGACAUCUUAUCAUUUUCUACAGCGUGAACUUCUCGUUGCUGUCUUGGUCGCAGAUGCCGAAGUGCGCCUCGAAGACCGUGUCGGUGCGUGACGGCAGGUCGAACAUUUGGAAGUAAUGACUGCGAGAGGCGUCCAGGUUCUCGGCGGCCCACGUCAUGUAGUCCGAGUAGAACUGCUGAGCACCAGUGACGGAGCCCGUGUUGCCGUCUGCAGAUCCGGCACUGGGCCAGCCUGUCUCGGUGAUGGCCAACUUGUCGGCCAGACCGGGAAAGCGCGACUCGGUGUCGCUGUUUUGCAGUUCCGUCCACUGGUUAGACACGAGUGUGAUGGCGUCGGUCGCAGCAGUGUCGGCUGUGAAGACAGGCUGGAUGUUGACGCCCACGACGUCGCAGGCUGUGAAGAGAUCGGCGAGGCCCGAGAUGGCGUUGUAUCGAGACGAGUCGAGCAUCUCGGUGUUGCGCUGUACGGUGCCGAUGGGCACAUUGGGCAGAGCCUCCUGUAGUUGGGUGAUGUAGCUGAGCAUCUCGGACGGGACUUGAUCGACGGAGGCCAAGUUCUCGUUACCGACGAAGAUCUGGACGAUGCUGGCUGAUCCGUUGGAGAGUGAACCGGCCGAGAUGGCGGCUGUGACGUAGUCGGCGGUGGCACUAGGGUUUUCGUUGUCGAAAGGAACGCCGAGUGAGACGUUGAGGCCCUGGGCGAUGGCCAGUGUGGCCAUGUCGGCGGAUCCGUACGUGGUGGUGUAGGUUCGGACGAGAUCGAAGCCUUUCUCCUUGAUGGUCUGGAAGUCGGCGGAGAUGGUGGCUUCUGUGGCGGAGUCAACGUGAUCAGGAUCGUAGCAGACGCCUCCCGUGGCCGUGGCGGCAACGCGGUUAGCUGUGGAGAUGAUGGCGAGGGUGGAAGCAGUGAUGAACGAGAAACCCUUCAUGGAUGGUAGUGCGGUGAGCUCACUUGUCGCUUUGUGUUUGAAGAGGCAAAUUGUGGAAUGGUCGAUGGAGUGAGCUUGGUACUAUGAUCAGAAGGCUGUUCCGUGCUGCUAGAGGCAUGUCCCCUGAAGAUCUGGGUCUCGAGGCUCGAGUUGUGUAGAACACCAACGCCAGCUGGCAAAUGUUAUGUGGCAGAUGGUUGUCAACUCGGUGACCGUCGUGGUACGAUUGUCGUAAGUAGAGAUGAUAGCUAGGGAUACCACGUGCGGUGUCGACCGAAUGCACCGAGUCGCGAAUUGCAAUCGAGUGGGUGAGAGCCUCAUGGGGGGGGGGG